Molecule: messenger RNA, 1864 nt
Organism: Melospiza georgiana
Lineage: Eukaryota; Metazoa; Chordata; Aves; Passeriformes; Passerellidae
Gene: RIOK1
Product: RIO kinase 1
Exons: 17
Coding region: 77-1774 (565 amino acids)
Biological process (GO): maturation of SSU-rRNA
Cellular component (GO): cytosol; preribosome, small subunit precursor
Molecular function (GO): protein serine/threonine kinase activity; ATP binding
Source: RefSeq, a predicted model, not a curated record
CGCGGGCAUCCCGGCUGCCGGGGAUUCCUGCUCCCGGUGAUUCCUGCUCCCGGUUCCUGCUUCCUGCCCCGCCGCCAUGGAUUACCGGGCGCUGGUGAUGAGCCAGGUCGUGCCCGGGCAGUUCGACGAUGCGGACUGCUCGGACAGUGAAUCUGUGGAAGACACAGAAGCGUGUAAAGAGGGCGAGGUCCCUGAGAGCUGCCAGCUAUGCACGUGUGAAGAAGUUAACGCUGAGGAAGGAGAUGGUGAUGAUGACAACGAUGCUGAAGAGGAAGAUGAAGACUGGGACUGGGAUGAUGAGGUGGGAAGACUCACAAAGCGCCACAAUGCUGCUGGUGGAUGCAAUCCACAGGCAAAUAGACAGACCCCUAAUUGCUCUUCAGCAAAACUGUCAACCCCUGCAGGCAAGGUUUUAAGAAAAUUUGAACACAAAAUCAAUUUAGAUAAGCUAAAUUUUGAUGACUCUGUUAUAAACAGAGUCACAGAAAAGUCUAGGCAGAAGGAAGCAGACAUGUACCGAGUCAAAGACAAGUCAGACAGAGCAACAGUAGAACAGGUGUUGGACCCAAGGACCCGAAUCAUUCUGUUCAAGAUGCUCUCUAGAGGUAUUAUAUCAGAAAUCAAUGGCUGCAUCAGCACAGGGAAAGAAGCCAAUGUAUAUCAUGCCAGUACUGCGAAUGGGGAGAACAGAGCAAUAAAGAUUUACAAAACCUCUAUUCUGAUGUUUAAAGAUCGGGAUAAGUAUGUGAGUGGUGAAUUCAGAUUUCGUCAUGGAUACUGCAAAGGCAACCCAAGAAAAAUGGUGAAGACAUGGGCCGAAAAAGAAAUGAGGAAUUUAAUAAGGUUGAAUACAGCCCAGAUACCUUGCCCAGAGCCAAUUAUGCUAAGGAGUCAUGUGCUUGUCAUGGGCUUUAUUGGUAAAGGUGAUAGGCCUGCUCCUCUGCUGAAGAAUGCUCAGUUGUCUGACUCCAAAGUCCGGGAGCUGUACCUGCAGAUCAUCCAGUACAUGAGAAGAAUGUACCAAGAUGCCAGACUUGUUCACGCAGAUCUCAGUGAAUUUAAUAUGCUGUACCAUGGAGGGGACGUGUACAUCAUUGACGUGUCUCAGUCCGUGGAGCACGACCACCCGCACGCGCUGGAGUUCCUGCGCAAGGAUUGUGCCAACGUUAACGACUUUUUCCAGAAGCACAAUGUUGCAGUGAUGACAGUGAGGGAGCUGUUUGAAUUUAUUACGGAUCCUUCUAUCACAAGUGAAAACAUUGAUGACUACCUGUCUAAGGCGAUGGAAAUAGCAUCGAAAAGAACAGAAGAGGAAAGAUCCAGUCAAGAUAAAGUGGAUGAGGAAGUAUUUAAGAAGGCCUACAUACCUCGAACUCUGACUGAAGUUAAAAACUAUGAGAGGGAUGUGGACAUAAUGAUGAAAUUGAAAGAAGAGGAUAUGGCAUUGAAUGUUCAGCAAGAUAAUAUUCUCUACCAGACUGUGACAGGACUGAAGAAGGAUUUGUCUGGUGUUCAGAAGAUUCCUGCACUCCUUGAAGAGGCUGACAAUUCAGAAACAGACUCUGAUGAUGAUGGUGGUGGCAGCUCAGAGGAUUCUGAUUUGGGCUGUAAAGAAUCUGUACAUCCCAAAGAUAAACCUGCUGAAGUUAGCAUGGACAAAAAGGAAAGGAAAAAGAUGGUCAAAGAAGCCCAAAGAGAAAAGAGAAAAACCAAAAUCCCAAAGCAUGUGAAGAAGAGGAAAGAAAAAACUGCAAAAAUGAAGAAAGGCAAAUAAAACCUUCUUUGGCUCAGAGAAAGGGAUGAUGUGUUGUGGAUUAGUCAGCCACCAUCUUUUUUUCUUUAAUAAAAAAUUAAAAAUCCUUUA